Cricetulus griseus (Chinese hamster) is the source of this 2322-nucleotide messenger RNA. Lineage: Eukaryota; Metazoa; Chordata; Mammalia; Rodentia; Cricetidae. The record is from RefSeq and is a predicted model, not a curated record.
AUGUCGGUCCCAAGCGCACUCAUGAAGCAGCCGCCCAUUCAGUCUACGGCUGGGGCCGUCCCAGUUCGCAAUGAGAAAGGUGAGAUUUCAAUGGAAAAAGUGAAAGUAAAACGUUAUGUAUCUGGGAAAAGGCCAGAUUAUGCCCCUAUGGAGUCCUCAGAUGAAGAGGAUGAAGAAUUUCAAUUCAUUAAGAAAGCUAAGGAACAAGAAGCAGAGCCUGAGGAACAGGAGGAAGAUUCAUCCAGUGACCCCCGACUUCGGCGUUUACAGAAUCGCAUUAGUGAAGAUGUGGAAGAGAGAUUGGCUCGACACCGAAAAAUAGUAGAACCUGAAGUGGUAGGAGAAAGUGAUUCAGAAGUAGAAGGAGAUGCCUGGCGCAUGGAACGAGAAGAUAGCAGCGAAGAAGAAGAGGAAGAAAUUGAUGAUGAGGAAAUAGAGCGGCGCCGUGGCAUGAUGCGUCAGCGAGCACAGGAGAGGAAAAAUGAAGAGAUGGAAGUCAUGGAAUUAGAAGAUGAAGGGCGCUCUGGGGAGGAGUCGGAGUCAGAGUCUGAAUAUGAGGAGUACACAGACAGUGAAGAUGAAAUGGAGCCUCGACUUAAGCCUGUCUUCAUUAGAAAGAAGGACCGAGUGACAGUUCAAGAACGAGAAGCUGAAGCAUUGAAACAAAAGGAACUGGAGCAGGAAGCAAAACGUAUGGCUGAGGAGCGGCGCAAGUACACACUAAAGAUUGUAGAAGAAGAGACCAAGAAAGAGCUGGAGGAGAACAAGCGGUCUCUUGCUGCACUGGAUGCGCUCAAUACAGAUGAUGAAAAUGAUGAGGAGGAAUACGAGGCCUGGAAAGUCAGAGAGCUCAAAAGAAUCAAGAGGGACAGAGAAGACCGAGAAGCGCUUGAAAAGGAGAAAGCAGAGAUUGAACGCAUGCGAAACCUGACUGAGGAGGAAAGGCGAGCUGAACUUCGGGCGAAUGGCAAAGUCAUUACCAACAAAGCCGUUAAGGGGAAAUACAAGUUUUUACAAAAGUAUUAUCACCGGGGUGCCUUCUUCAUGGAUGAGGAUGAAGAGGUCUACAAGAGAGAUUUUAGUGCACCUACUCUUGAGGACCAUUUCAACAAAACCAUUCUUCCAAAAGUCAUGCAGGUCAAGAAUUUUGGACGGUCUGGUCGUACCAAGUACACCCACCUUGUAGAUCAAGAUACAACUUCCUUUGACUCUGCAUGGGGCCAAGAGAGUGCCCAGAACACAAAGUUCUUUAAACAAAAGGCAGCUGGGGUACGUGAUGUAUUUGAGCGACCAUCUGCCAAGAAGAGGAAAACCACCUAGGUUUCAACUACUUAUUCCAACUCUGGGACACAAGGACAUCUGGUCCUCAGUUUUCUUUACCCAUUAUUUACAUAGUUCUUGUAUAGAGCCUUCUGGACUUCCUGCCAUAAUGUGUGUUUGAAGGUGCUUUGUGAGAAGUUUGGAAUCAUCCUGAGAAACCCACAGAAAAGCACUAGCCAGGUAGGGUUAGAGGCUUUCCACUUUAAAACAGUUUCUGAGAAAUCUUAGGUUUCUCUACCAUGGCUUCCCAUAUUGACUUGGGACUAUUCUGAGUUUAUUUUUCCAGCAUCUUAGCCUGGAUCGGCUAUGUGGGCAUGUCAGUGGAUGACGCAGUACUUCUUCCUUAGGGUCAAGAGCAGGAAAUCUAAACUCAAUCCAACAUGUUUUUGCAUUUGGAAUGUUGAAUCUACUUUUCUAAGUAAACAUACUUUUUAAUCCGUGUGUGUGUGUGUGUGUGUGUGUGUGUGUGUGUGUGUGUUUAAGGAGAGAGAGAAUUACCACACACCAGAAGUGUAAUCUGACACUCUUAACCCACUCAAAAGAGGCUGAGUAUGGUGGCUCAUGCCUUUAAUCUCAGCACUGGAAGGUAGGGACCCAUAAAGAUCUCUUGUUCAAGGCCAGCCAGAGCUACAUAGUAAAACCCCAUCUCAAAAAGAAAAAAAAAAAUCUAAUACCUAAAAUAAAGUAUUGCUAGGCAUGGUGACACAUACCUGUAAGCCCAGUACUUGGAAAGUAGAAACAGGAAAAUCAAGAAUUUGGUCAUCCAAGCAAGGCAUGGUGGUUCAUGCAUUUUUAAUCCCAGCACCCUGAAGGCAGGGGCAGGUGGAUCUCUUGAGAUUGAGGCCAGCCUGUUCUAUAGAGUGAGUUUCAGGAAACCCUAGGCUACACAGAGAAACCCUGAUUUAAAAAAAAAAAAAAUUCAGUCAUCCUAAACUACAUAAUUCAGGGCUUACCUGAACUAUAUGAGACUUUUUGUCUCAAAAAUAAAUAAAAUAUAGCAAU